AUGUUGUUGAAGGUCCCUCAGAAGCUGUUGAAGACAGCCCACUACAUUGAGCUGGGCAGCUACCAGCACUGGCCAGUAUUGAUACCUCAGAGAAUACGGCUGUACACCUAUGAACAGAUCCCCCUCUUCCUCAGAGACAACCCCUACAUCACAGAUGGCUACAGGGCCCACCUGUCCUCCAAACUGUGCCUGAAGAGUAUCUUCAUCCUGUCCAAUGAGACUGUGAACAUCUGGAGCCACCUGCUGGGUUUCCUGCUUUUCUUCUCUCUGGGAGUUAAUGACCUCUCCUCAGUCCUCCCAUCCUCCAGGGGCAGCAGUGAAGACUACUUUAUCUAUGCUAUAGGACUAGUCUGCUUUCAGGUGGGGACAUGUGGAAGUGUUUCUCUGUGUAUGCUGUGUUCAGUGGGGUAUCACCUGUUCUCGGGCCACCGGUCAGAGGAGACCUGUCGUCGCUGGUUGGCGCUGGACUAUGCAGGCAUAUCUGUUGGCAUCCUGGGCUGCUACGUACCAGGCAUAUUCUAUGCUUUCUACUGUAACGUUUUCUGGCGGCAGGUCUACCUGAUGAUCGUGCUGUCUUUGAUCGUGGCCGUCUUCUGCACCCAAGUCCACCCUCGUUACCUCAGCAAUGACUGGCGCCGGAUUCGUACUGCCACCUUCUGCUGUGUGGCAGGCUGCAGUGUGAUACCAGCCUGCCACUGGGUCUGGCUCAAUGGCGGAUUCAACUCUGUCGUUGUGCAGGUAUUCCUGCCUCGUGUGAUGGUCAUGUAUCUGAUCGCUGGGUCUGCCUUUGUGUUUUACAUCACCAAGGUCCCUGAACGGUACUUUCCUGGCCAGCUGAAUUACUUGGGUGCAAGUCACCAGGUAUGGCAUGUACUUGUGGUCAUCAUGUUCUACUGGUGGCACCAAACUGCUGUCUACAUCAUGCACUUCAGACACAGCCAGCCCUGCUCAGCGCCAUCAAGUAGCGACUAGUUAGGACAUAAAAACUAAAAAGAAAUUAUAUAAGGGCUAGUUAGGCUUGCGAUGGUGGCCGAUUUUUCUGGUGACAUACAGUAUUAGAGUAACACUGUUGGUAUUAACCAAGCACCA
Lampris incognitus (smalleye Pacific opah) is the source of this 1089-nucleotide messenger RNA. RefSeq names its product progestin and adipoQ receptor family member 3-like. The transcript is spliced from 6 exons. The coding region runs from base 1 to 972 and encodes 323 amino acids. The record is from RefSeq and is a predicted model, not a curated record. Gene Ontology annotation, molecular function: signaling receptor activity. Lineage: Eukaryota; Metazoa; Chordata; Actinopteri; Lampriformes; Lampridae. Gene Ontology annotation, cellular component: membrane.